Molecule: messenger RNA, 1050 nt
Organism: Mucor velutinosus
Lineage: Eukaryota; Fungi; Mucoromycota; Mucoromycetes; Mucorales; Mucoraceae
Exons: 1
Coding region: 1-1050 (349 amino acids)
Source: RefSeq, a predicted model, not a curated record
AUGUGCCUGCCCCGCAAACACAGUGGUAUAGGCCUCGUCGACAUUGUGGACCAACAUCUGGCGCUGCAUUUGAUCUAUGUCAAGCGUAUGCUUCGCCCUUGUGAGUCUUCCGACUUUCUUACACCUUGGCUCUUAUACAGCUUUCAUAUAUACUCGGGUCAUGCCACUGCUCUUCCUUUGCUGCUGUAUCCUCGUACGUACAUGCCUCGUUUGAGAAAGUGCCCACAUCUGGGUCAUUUAGCUCGUUUGAUCUCUCGGUUGCCAACUCUGACUCCCUCUGCACAAUGGCCAUCUUGGUGGCUCCUCGAUCUUCUUUGGUCAAGUGUCUGCUCCCUUUCACCAACAGCGACCUUGUCUAGGGCGAGUGACAAACUCCAACCACAGGCGCUGAUUGCCUCCCUUUUGAGUGUGCUUCCAGAUACCAACAUCUGGACUUGUGUCCGUCCUUUGGAUGCCCCCGCAUUGCAACAUUUGUUCAAUGCACUGUGCCCGUUUGAGGGUCCUCUGGUAUGGGCCAUCCCUACUCCUCUCAGGUCGGUUAUGGCUUUCACUGAUCAAGAACGCACUGCCAUGUUGGAGAGCGCCACUACCCCCUCUCCACCCACUGCUAGCUUUUCGCAUUGGCAUAUCACCGCUAGCCCUCGUUCAACAGCUGUAGUUGCCCAAAUCAAGCUCGGGGCCUUGCGCCGUUUCUGGCAUACAUCUUUUGCUUUCCUACGUGGCACAGCCCACCCUCUAAUGUCUCGUCCUCCACAUCUCUUGCUUCCUCCUCGCCUCUGGCGUGAUUUCUGGCCUCUCUGUCUUCCCGCCAAGGCAUUUACACCUUGGUGGCGGCUGCUACAUGGGCAUCUCUCGGUGCAGACUCGCCUACACAAUAUCAACCGUGUCAGGCAUCCUUCCCCUUUAUAUAAACUGUGUAUUGAGGCACCUGAAGAUGAAUAUCAUAUGGUCAUAGGCUGCGGUAUGAAGUCCCUCUUCUGGUAUGAGGUUACCACCACCUUGGUCUCACAAAUCUGUUCCCUACGGACGAUGCCAUUUGGAUUGGGCUGA